Molecule: messenger RNA, 360 nt
Organism: Centruroides sculpturatus (bark scorpion)
Lineage: Eukaryota; Metazoa; Arthropoda; Arachnida; Scorpiones; Buthidae
Product: general transcription factor II-I repeat domain-containing protein 2A-like
Exons: 1
Coding region: 1-360 (119 amino acids)
Source: RefSeq, a predicted model, not a curated record
AUGCUAGACGUGGCCGACAUUUCAUUCCCAUCACAGAAACAAGUCAUUCAAGAAAUUCCUCUGACUAGAAAUACAAUUGCUUCCAGAGUAAAUGAAUUGGCAGAAAAUUUGGACUUUCAACUUAAACAUAAAAUUAAAGAAUUUAUCUGGUAUUCCUUAGCAGCCGAUGAAAGUACAGAUAUCAGAGAUACAUCGCAGCUUGCUGUAUUUAUUCGUGGAAUUAAUGAAGAUUUUAACAUCAUGGAAGAGUUGCUGCAGUGCAUACCAUUGAAGAGUACUACCACAGCUCAAGAUAUUUACUCAGCAAUUGAGCAGUUAAUACCAAAUUAUGACUUGGAUUGGAGUAAAUUCUGUCGUUGA